This is a messenger RNA of Drosophila navojoa, 946 nucleotides long. RefSeq names its product DUF1676 domain-containing protein Osi9 (gene Osi9). Lineage: Eukaryota; Metazoa; Arthropoda; Insecta; Diptera; Drosophilidae. The record is from RefSeq and is a predicted model, not a curated record. Gene Ontology annotation, cellular component: membrane.
CCCACAAAUCAAAUCAAAAAAAAAUAAAUUCAAUUAUGUUGAAAUUCGUGUGCCUGUUCGCGCUGCUCGCCUCAACGGCAGCAGCAGCCUCUGAGGCUGACAGCCUGCUGACGAGUGCCCUUCGCAUGGUCAAGGACUGCGGCGAGCGCUCCAUGGUGCUGUGCAUGAAGGAACGCGCCUUGCACUACUUUGACUCGGAGAACGGAGAUGUGAAGCUGACGGAGGGCAUUUCCCUGGUCAAGACCGACGAUAUACCCGUGGGACGUUCCCUGAACGAUGUGGCCCUGCCCGAGGAGGCGGAGGCACGCGAGAGUGAGGUCGACUCGCUGCUGGUGGAGCGUGUCGCACGCUUCUUCGGCACACACACGCUGCAGUUCAAGGUGCCCAAGGACUCCAUCCAGGAUAUGCAGCGCGCUCUCGAAGAAUCACGCGGCAAGAAGAAGGAGAAGAAGAAGUACCUGAUGCCGCUGCUGAUGCUCUUCAAGCUGAAGAUGGCCGCGCUGCUGCCCUUGGCCAUUGGCUUCCUGGCGCUCAUCUCGUUCAAGGCUCUGGUCAUUGGCAAGAUUGCGCUGCUGCUCUCUGGCAUCAUCGGUCUGAAGAAGCUGCUCGAGUCGAAGAAGGAGAACUACGAGGUGGUUGCGCAUCCGCACUACGAGCACGAGCACAGCUACGGCAGGUCGCUGCACAACAAUGCCGAGGCACAGAACCUGGCCUAUGCGGCGUAUCAGCAAUAGAUGCCGAGGUCUCUGCUGCCAAAGCCAGCAAUAAUUAGUGCAAUACACACACACAAAAGAAGAUGAUGAAGAUGAUGAAGAGGAAAACUCAUGAAAGUGAAGGAAAUGCAAAGGAAAUGAGCACAGAGCUCUAGCAGCUCGUUUAAUUUAUUUUAUUUAUUUAAUUUAUUUCUAGCUUAACGCAAGCGAAAGGCGCCAUCAACAGCAACAAA